Molecule: messenger RNA, 2861 nt
Organism: Centropristis striata (black sea bass)
Lineage: Eukaryota; Metazoa; Chordata; Actinopteri; Perciformes; Serranidae
Gene: hsd17b4
Product: hydroxysteroid (17-beta) dehydrogenase 4
Exons: 25
Coding region: 85-2289 (734 amino acids)
Molecular function (GO): oxidoreductase activity
Source: RefSeq, a predicted model, not a curated record
CAAAGUUCACCCUGCUGUCAAGUGGUUUUUGGCAAUCGGACAGUGCAGUUCGUGUUCAGAAACAGAGAAUAAUAACUCACAGGGAUGUCUUUGUCUUUCGAGGGAAGAGUCGUGCUUGUCACCGGGGCUGGAGGAGGCCUUGGCAGAGACUAUGCACUGGCUUUUGCUGAAAGAGGCGCCUCAGUUGUAGUGAAUGACCUUGGGGGACACAUGAAAGGGGGUGGAAAGAGUUCUGCAGCUGCUGAUAAGGUGGUGGAGGAGAUAAGAGCGAAGGGAGGCAAGGCCGUGGCAAACUAUGAUUCUGUAGAGGAUGGAGAAAAACUGAUCCAGUCAGCACUGGAUGCAUUUGGAAGAAUAGAUAUUGUUGUGAACAAUGCUGGGAUCCUCCGUGACCGAUCGUUUGCCAGGACGAGCGAUUUGGACUGGGACCUGAUACAAAGAGUUCACUUGAGAGGCUCCUUCCUGGUGACUCGAGCUGCCUGGAACCAUAUGAAAACCCAAAAGUUUGGCAGAAUCAUCAUGACGACUUCAGCCGCGGGAAUCUAUGGAAACUUCGGCCAGGCCAACUACAGCGCUGCCAAGCUGGGCAUGCUGGGGCUGUCAAACACCUUGGCCAUCGAGGGACGCAAGUACAACAUCCACUGCAACACUAUUGCUCCUGUUGCCGGGUCACGCCUCACAGAAACUAUCAUGCCCCCAGAACUUGUGGCGUCUCUGAAGUCUGAGUAUGUUGCUCCCUUGGUCCUCUGGCUCUGUCAUGAACAGUGCCAAGAAAAUGGAUCGCUGUUUGAGGUUGGUGGAGGCUGGGUUGGUAAAUUGCGCUGGGAGCGUUCUCUGGGUCGCACUGUGAGACAGAAGAACCAAGCCAUGACUCCUGAGGCUGUCAGGGACCAGUGGGACAAAAUCUGUGAUUUCACAGAUGCCACCAAGCCAACCAGUGUAGGAGAGUCUCUGCAGUCAGUCGUGGCCGUGCUGUCUCAAGUGGAGUCGGGGGGAGAAGUCGGUAUGAAUCCAACAGCUGCUGCAGCCUCGGCCUCUGGGAUCAAUCCUGCUGAGGCAGUCGGACAAAAAUUACCACCGACCACGUUCACCUUCACCCACACCCAGUGUAUCCUCUAUGCGCUGGGGGUGGGCAUGUCCACCAAGGACCCGGACCACCUGAGGUUCCUGUAUGAGGGCCAUGAAGACUUCAGCUGCCUCCCUUCCUUCGGGGUCAUUCCCUCCCAGGCAGCCAUGAUGGAAGGCGGGCUGAGCUCGCUCCCUGGACUCAACAUAGACCUCACACAGGUAUUGCAUGGAGAGCAGUAUCUGGAGCUCUUCAAACCUUUACCAACCUCAGGUACACUUAGAUCUGAGAGCAGCAUCGCAGACGUGCUGGACAAAGGAUCUGGAGCCGUCAUCCUCUUGGAUGUGAACACCUACUGCGGCGGCGAGCUGAUCUGCUACAAUCAGUUUUCGGUGUUUGUGGUCGGAGCUGGAGGCUUCGGAGGGAAGAGAACCUCCAAUAAAGCUGUGGCUCCUCUGCCUCCACCUAAACGGGCACCAGAUGCUGUGAUGAUUGAUUCCACCACAAGAGACCAAGCAGCCUUGUACCGGUUGAGUGGAGACUGGAACCCUCUUCAUAUAGACCCCAGCUUUGCUGCCAUGGGAGGCUUCAAGGCUCCCAUCCUGCAUGGCUUGUGCUCCUUCGGCUUCGCAGCGAGACAUGUCCUCAAGCAGUUUGCCGGCAACGACCCGUCCAGAUUCAAGGCUAUCAAGGUUCGCUUUGCAAAGCCAGUGAUGCCGGGUCAGUCACUGCAGACUGAGAUGUGGAAGGAAGGCAACAGAAUUCACAUCCAGUGCAGAGUGAAGGAGACUGGUGAUGUUGUGCUGACUGGGGCCUAUGUGGAUUUACACGGUGCACCGGAGGCUUCUCCAGAAAGUCUCACUCAAGGAGAGGGCCUUCAGAGUGAGCUGGUGUUCGCAGAGAUCGGCCGUCGUAUUAAAGACUCGGGCUCAGAGCUGGUCAACAAAGUGAACGCUGUGUUCGGCUGGGAGAUUACCAAAGAUGGGAAGAACGCUGCACAGUGGACCAUUGAUCUGAAGAACGGCAGCGGCUCUCUGCACAAAGGCCCUUACACCGGGAAGGCAGAUGUGACCUUCACCGUGUCAGAUGAAGACUUCAUGACGGUGGUGCAGGGGAAACUUGACCCUCAGAAGGCAUUCUUCUCUGGCAAGCUGAAGGUUAGAGGGAACAUCAUGCUGAGUCAGAAGCUGGAGGUCAUCCUGAAGGACUACGCCAAGCUGUGAGCUGCUCAGCCAGCCAUUCAGAUGAUAACCAACCUACCAGCUCUCUCCGUCUGCCUGCUGCUCUUCUCCUGAUUCAUGCGUGUGUGCAGACAUGCUUUCACCCAGUGAGAUUAAUACUGCUUCAGAAUGAAAUCUGUCAUGUAAAUUAACUUUCACUGAAGUCAUCAAAUGUACAAACACUCAACAAGGUUUUGAUGGCCGGAGAGAGGAAGCUUUGGUCCGUCCCGCUUUAAUGUGCACUUAACACAUCUGCCUUUAAAAACCAAACUGAUAAUUGAGACAUUUCAUUCAAUUUUACUUCUUUUCAAUAAUAUAUUAGGAGAAAUAAGAGCAUCAAUGUCCUGGAUGAAAUUGUUAGGGGUUUCAUUACAUUAUGACUAAUUCCCAGUCUGAUCAUUCAGAAACCGUUGUAUGAAAAUGAUCUCAACAUAACCUUUUAUCACAUGUAUAAUACUGUAGAGUUUACAAGUUAUGAGAAAUAUUGAUUUUCACUUCAUUUUUAAUGUCAGUUGUGCUAUUGUAAAGAAAUCGUUACUCUUCUAUGAAAAUAAAUAAAUCAGACUAAAAGCUUG